AUGACCAUCAAAACCACCUCCUCCUCCUCUACUACUACCAUCACUACCUCCUCCACUACUACCACCAUCGCUGCAUCGUCCGUCAUUGUCAACAUUACCACCGACUCCCCCAUUAUCACUAUCGCCAUCUCCUCCACCACAACCGCCUCCUCCAGCAUCACUCCCGCCACCUCCUCGUGCAUCUCCGCGGAGACAUGCAACCUGAACAUACGGCACCGUGAGAUCCACCCUUCUCUAUUCCGAUCGUGA
Messenger RNA from Gryllus bimaculatus (two-spotted cricket), 249 nucleotides. The record is from the annotation of a GenBank genome assembly. Lineage: Eukaryota; Metazoa; Arthropoda; Insecta; Orthoptera; Gryllidae.